This is a messenger RNA of Carya illinoinensis, 1677 nucleotides long. Its product is annotated as probable galacturonosyltransferase-like 7. Gene Ontology annotation, molecular function: glycosyltransferase activity. The record is from RefSeq and is a predicted model, not a curated record. Bases 310 to 1413 code for a protein of 367 amino acids. Lineage: Eukaryota; Viridiplantae; Streptophyta; Magnoliopsida; Fagales; Juglandaceae. The transcript has a single exon. Gene Ontology annotation, cellular component: Golgi apparatus.
GUAGAGGGCAAUUAUCCUGGGCCCUGGUUCGGUUCAUGGAGGAUUUUUCUUCUCCACCUCUGCUUUAUCUCUCCUCCGUGGUGGUCGCUUCGUUCCCACGGCAACCUUACUUCGAUUGAUAGAAAAAGGAGCAAACUUCGAAUCAAAAGCUUUUCCAUUCUCGCUCUACGUAUUUAUUAAUCAUCUUUCUUGGACAAAACUCUGGCGGACCUUAAAGGAACCUUAGCGUUCCUCUCUUCGAUUCUAGCUGAUCGGUUCGAUUUCAAGUCCAAGAAGAAGAAGAAACGGAGAGGGUUUUACAACGUGAAGAUGCUCUGGAUUAUGAGGUUCUCUGGCUUCUUCUCCGCCGCAAUGGUCAUGAUCGUCCUCUCUCCUUCCCUGCAGUCCUUCCCUCCGGCCGAAGCCAUCCGGUCCUCUCACCUCGACAACUACCUGCGUCUACCCGUUCAAGUGUCCCCUUCCGAUUACCUCGUCCACUUUUCGUUCCGAAAAGCCCCAGCUUUUCGCAAUGCCGGUGAAUGCGGUUCUGUCAUCUCGCUUAUAUCGGGCGAAACCAGCGUCUGCGAUCCUAAUUUGGUACACGUGGCGAUUACGCUCGACAUCGAGUACCUCCGGGGCUCAAUUGCCGCCGUCCAUUCGAUUCUGCAGCACUCUCAGUGCCCGGAGAGUAUCUUCUUCCACUUCCUGGUCUCGGAGACGAAUCUGGAAACCUUAGUGAGGUCCACUUUCCCUCAGUUGAAGUUCAAGGUGUACUACUUCGAUCCUGAGGUCGUUCGGGGCCUGAUUUCGACCUCGGUGAGGCAAGCGCUAGAGCAGCCGCUGAAUUACGCGAGGAAUUACUUGGCCGAUCUUCUCGAGCCCUGCGUGCGUAGAGUGAUAUACUUGGAUUCUGACCUAGUCGUGGUCGAUGACAUCUCCAAGCUGUGGACUACGAACUUGGGUUCUAAAACCAUCGGAGCCCCGGAGUACUGCCACGCCAACUUCACCAAGUACUUCACGGCAGGAUUCUGGUUGGACCAGCGGUUUACCGGCGUUUUCGAGGGCCGGAAGCCGUGCUACUUCAACUCCGGGGUGAUGGUAAUAGAUCUGGCCAAGUGGAGACGGGUCGGGUACACGGGGCGGAUCGAGAGAUGGAUGGAAAUCCAGAAGAGCCACCGGAUUUACGAGCUCGGGUCCCUACCGCCGUUCCUGCUGGUAUUCGCGGGACACGUGGCGCCCAUAGAGCACCGGUGGAACCAGCACGGUUUAGGCGGCGAUAACAUCAGGGGCAGCUGUCGUGACCUCCAUCCUGGUCCGGUUAGCUUACUGCAUUGGUCCGGUAGCGGCAAGCCAUGGCUCAGGCUGGACUCCAAGCGACCGUGCCCGCUCGAUGCUCUUUGGGCACCCUACGACUUGUACGGACUGUCCCACUGAAAAUUUACCAUCCUCCGUGACAUUGGCGGGGUGGAUGCUCGCCGGUAAAUUCCCUCCCGGACUGUUUUUUUGUUAAAUUUUCUCCUCAUUAUACUGUGUUCUCUCCUUCCUAUUUCCCCAUCACCUCUGCUACCCAGAAUUUUCUUCUUCUCCUUAUUUUGAUUUUCUUUCAUUUUCAUUAGUAACUUAUUUUUCAGGGAUUUGUAUUCUAUUCUAUUCUAUUACUCCUUCUGAAAAUAAGAUAGAAAAAAACAGGUUAUUCAA